This is a messenger RNA of Spinacia oleracea (spinach), 644 nucleotides long. RefSeq names its product 40S ribosomal protein S27-2. Gene Ontology annotation, cellular component: ribosome. Bases 154 to 414 code for a protein of 86 amino acids. The transcript has 4 exons. Lineage: Eukaryota; Viridiplantae; Streptophyta; Magnoliopsida; Caryophyllales; Amaranthaceae. The record is from RefSeq and is a predicted model, not a curated record. Gene Ontology annotation, biological process: translation. Gene Ontology annotation, molecular function: structural constituent of ribosome.
CCAAACAAUCGAACGGUUGACAGAAACCCUUAGUUCCUCUAUAAUUUGGUCGGAUAACCCUUCUGAAACCCUCUCUCAUUCCGCCGCGCAUUCGCACCUCUCUACCGCCUCCAACUUUCUCUCUCCUCUGCUCAGCGCUUCUUCGCUGCGAAAAUGGUUUUGCAAAACGAUAUUGAUUUGUUGAACCCACCGGCGGAGCUUGAGAAGAAGAAGCACAAGCUCAAGCGUCUUGUUCAAUCUCCUAACUCCUUUUUCAUGGAUGUUAAAUGCCAGGGAUGCUUCAAUAUAACUACCGUUUUUAGCCACUCCCAGACUGUUGUUGUUUGUGGGAAUUGCCAGACAGUAUUGUGCCAGCCCACAGGAGGUCGUGCCAGACUCACCGAGGGUUGCUCAUUCAGGAGAAAGGGGGACUAGAGUACGAACUUGGAAGUAAUUUUGUUACCUGAAAGAGUAUGAACUUAGUUAUGAGUUGGUGAAAUGGAAGUAUUCAGUUGUCACUCAGAAUUUCUAUUACCUUUUGUUAUGUUUUCAAGUGCUCGAAGGCGCCAACUUAAUUUGAACAGUAGCUGUAGUCUUGUGGUCUCAGUUGAUUUUGUUUUUGAAAGAUUGUGAUAAUAUCAUAAUACUAUUGGUAUUCUGAGUGA